UUAAAGAGCUCCGUAUUUUCAAUCAUCUUAAAAUUAAAAAAAAAGUAAUUUUAUACUAUUAUUUUAGUAGAUUUAGUGUUAAGUGUGAUAAAUGUGAUAAAUAGUACCCACCAGACAGUACUUAUUCUCCUAGUGAAAGUCAAUUAAGUUCACUUCUUUAAUAUCCCUUUGUUCCGAUCACUACGUAUCACCAGUCAUCAUGGAUGCAUUAAAAGACUCGCUCAACGCCAUGGCUGAAAUGUUCGAACAGAAGAUGAGCGAGUUCCAGCAGGGCCUAGAUAAUGGACCCAUUACAAACACAUCCCUGGCUGCAGAGUUUAACAGCUUCAGGACCUUUGUGCUCUCUGCCAUGAAUACUUUGCAGAGACAGGUGGAGUUCCUUGGUAUAGAGGUUGAUCGUCUGGAGAUGCGUAGAAGGCGCAAAAUGCUACUAGUGCACGGAGUCAGCGAAGAUAAGUCGGAAGAUGUUACUUCACGUGUUUGUAAAGUAGUAGGGGAACAUCUUGGUGUGACUGGAUUCUCUGUUGCUUCCAUCAAGUCAUCCCAUCGCUUAGGACGUCCUUCCGAAAAGAAACCUCGUCCUAUAGUGGUAAAGUUUGCGGAUGUAGCAUUGCGGGAUAAGGUUUGGUUCUCCAAAACUGGAUUUAAGGGCAGCGGUUUAACUGUGUCAGAGUUUUUAACAAAGAGUCGUCAUAACUUAUUUAUGGAGGCAAGGCAGAGAUUCGGCAUAAACAAGUGCUGGACAAGGGAUGGAUGCAUACAUAUUAUAGGCCCAGAUGGUUCACAUCACCGAGCUGAGUGGAAAGCUGACCUACACAGCAUACCACAGACAUCUAAACAGACAUCUAAGCCUCUGACUCAGGGUACUGCCAGUCUCACCUCCAGGUCCAAAAGAACGGUCAAAAAUAAGUAAUAGGUAUCAUUAAUCUGUAAGUAUUUUAAGGUAAUGUAACCUUUAAAUAACUUGUACAAUUCAUAGGUUUAGUUAACUGUAAGCUUUUUGUAACUUCUAAUUACCCAUGUCACUACCACAAAGCCUAAGCUAUCCUAGUAUGAAUCUUUAUGUUAUGUAUAUGAAUUAAACCUUUUUUUAUUUAGUAUUUAUAACUUAUUACAAAAUUUCAUAACCAUCCUGUGUUGAUAAUUAAGAUAAUAUAUAAAGAAUGCAUAUACCUAACUUGUAAUGCACCACAUUGUAACAUUUGUGUUAUAGUUUAAUAGUUUGGUAACAAGCCUGCAGUAUUCAUUUACAUCCUGUUCUGUUUUUUAAUACCAAAAAUAAAAUGGAACAUCAUAUAACUAUUAAAUGCUAUUUAUUAAACAUUUUAAAUAAACAAUUUUCCAUAAAAUUUGAUAAUUUGAUAUUACUAAAUGCAGCUUAUAUUUCAAACAUUUUCAAUUGUUACAUAGUAUAAAUGUCAUACUACAUAAUUAUCAGAUUUAUAUUGCCUAUGCUAUUUCUUUCCUGUGUAUAAUAUAUUUAAUAAACUGUAGUUUUAGUGUAAUAAAUCAAAUUCCGUUGUUGAUACUAGGAAAUGAAAACUGUAGUUGUUACAUAAUAGGUACCUAUUAAAUUACCAUUGUUAUUUGUGUAGACUGUAGUGUCUUGUGUGACUGGCAGAUGUACGUGACAACUGUCAUCUAAUGACAGCUGUGACAUUUGACAUACCAGCCGCAGACUAAAUAACUGCUUUGGAUACAAGGCUUUUGGUCAUCACUGCGCUGGCAUUUAUAGAUUAUUAGAAUUAGAUUAUAGAAUUACAUGAUUAGUAAGCUAAGUUAUUGAAGCUGUAAGAUAGCGCCGCUUAUUAUUUUAUUAUUUAUUUUUUCUCACCCUUAAUAUGGGUCAAGGUAUUAAAAAUAUUAUGUUUUAAUUACUGCAUCAUGUUUUCACCGUAAAUAAAAUUUGUACAGCAUAAAAAUGGAGUACUCAGAUGGAGGCGCGCAAUCUUUAUUUCUUUUUUAUAAUAAUUUACGUGAAAAUUACAAGUCUAUCUCAAAACAGCUUCAUAGAUAUAGUUUAUAUUAUUUUUAUUCUUUUAAUUUGUAUAUGUACUUCAUUUUUAUUAUUGUAAUUUUUUGUCUUUAGUCACUUAGUUUUUAGUCCUCUAAGUUACCUAUUUAAAACCUACCUAUGUUUUUUGAGGGUUUUGAGAUAAAUAGUUUAUUUUUGCUAAAAGGAAAA
This is a messenger RNA of Leptidea sinapis, 2185 nucleotides long. RefSeq lists its product as uncharacterized. The coding region runs from base 200 to 913 and encodes 237 amino acids. NCBI's taxonomy places the organism in Eukaryota, Metazoa, Arthropoda, Insecta, Lepidoptera, Pieridae. The record is from RefSeq and is a predicted model, not a curated record. The transcript has a single exon.